Molecule: messenger RNA, 5169 nt
Organism: Leguminivora glycinivorella
Lineage: Eukaryota; Metazoa; Arthropoda; Insecta; Lepidoptera; Tortricidae
Product: golgin subfamily A member 4-like
Exons: 8
Coding region: 165-1856 (563 amino acids)
Biological process (GO): Golgi vesicle transport
Cellular component (GO): Golgi apparatus
Molecular function (GO): small GTPase binding
Source: RefSeq, a predicted model, not a curated record
CUGAAGUUAUCGCUAGAGUGAAGUAAAUAAUUUGUUUCUAUUAAAUAAGAAUAGUGAACACCGAAGAAGUAACCGAUAUCAUGCAAAUACCGAUAUAUCCACCUGUAUCGUCAUAAUACAAUAUUAGAUUUUUCAUAACGUUGCAUAUGUUAAAAUACUAAAAAAUGUUUAAGAAACUUAAAGAUAAAUUAGCAGAAGAAGUGAAGUCGUCACCACAGCGAAUUCAACAAUUCGCUCAAGCUGCGCAGGCGGCCGUAACAUCAGCGUCUAGUAGCAUUUCUGACAUCACUAACAAUGACUUGUUUUCCAUUGGAGAUAAUGAUGUUUCUCAGAGUCGCUCCACAAGACCCACUGCAUCAACUAGACCAGCUGACCAAACCGCGUUUCAAGAUGUUGCCCUAAUGCAAUCAUCUAUGCCAGCGAGCACAGAAGAAAUUGAUUUCACAUCCAGACAUGAUCAAAGUGAAAGUCACAGUCAAAGGCGAUUGUCAAACAGUUCAUUUGCCAGCGAUGUCUCAUUCAGGUUACCAAACUAUGAGAGCCCCGCCCUGUACCACUUACAGUCGGACAUGGAAGUUUCGGCGAGUGAAGCGGAGGAGCGGGGGUUUUCUAGCGGAGCCGCCAGCCUGGACCGUGUGACCAAGGAGCAGCUGUACGCCGCGUACAAGCGCACGCAGCAGCGCUAUGAGAAAUACAGGACGCAGUACGCCGACCUCGCCAGACAUUAUAAAUUCUUGGAACGGGACAAUGCUAAGGCUAGGAGUGUACUGGUCGAAACACAAGAUAAAGCACUGAGGCGCAUUUCUGAAUUGAGAGAACAAUGUACUCUUGAGCAGAGUGCAAAGGCACAUUUGGAAAAGGCCUUACGCUUGGAAAUUGAUGAAAGAAAUAUGAAAAUAGAGGCACUGCAAACAAAAAUAAGUUGCAUGCAGGAUAAUACUGAAAACAAGGAAACAAAAAACGAAGAAGAAAUAGUCAAAGAUCAGGCUAAAGAACUGCAACUGAUUGAUUUUUCGGGGAAUAAUGACAGAAAAACAUCAGGAGAUGAUGGUGUAGAUAAUGCAUUAUCUAGCAAGGCUGAAAAAUUAGAACAGUUAUUGAACAAAUAUAAAGAAUCACUAAAGGUAUCCAAAGAAAAAAAUGCCCAACUAACAACUGAAUUGCAUCUUCUGACCACUGAACUAGAAAACAAAAAUAAAGAAAACGAGCAAUUAAAACAUAGUUCGGAAGAGUUGGCAGAGGCUCGAAAGAAGCUUUUGGAGUUACAAGAAAGCAAUGAAGAAAUUCAAAAUAAAUUAAAUACUUAUGAGUUUAAUCAGAUGAAAGAACAAUCUGCGCUCGAAUUAGAUUUGCAGAAAGCUCUAGAAGAAAUAAAACAACUGCAAGGUAAAAUUGAAGUAUUCAAUAAGAGAGAAGAAGAAUAUGCAAUAUCAUUGGCUGAAAAUAAAUUAAGUAUACAUAAAGAAUUAGAAAGUAAGGAAGCUGAAAUCAAAUCCCUUAAAGAUCACUUGACAGCAUGCAAAAAUGAGGUACAGUCUCUUAAUAUAGUUGUUAAUGACUACAAGAAGAGUAUGGCAUCACUGGAGGAUGAAAAGUCGAAAUUAAAUAGUAAUAUCAGUGAACUGCAUUCCAUAAAAUCUCUAGUAUCGGAAAAAGAAUCACAGAUUAAAGAAUUGACACAAAAAUGUAAAAAUAUAGAACAGGCCAAAAUUAAGGCGGACGAAGAAUAUAAAUGCCUACAGCUGCAAAUAAAACAAGAAACAGCUGAAAAACUAGCAAUGAUUGAUAGGAAUGCUUACUUGGAGACCAAAAAUUCCAAACUAACCGAAGAAAACUCUAAAAAAAUUCUCAAAUAAAUGAGUUAGAAACCCAGCUGCUUGUUUUUAAAAAAGACAAUGAAGAACGAGAAAACCGAACCGACCAUAAUAAAGUUCUUGAAGAGCUGGAAUCCUGGCGGAACAAAUACUUUGCUUUAGAAUUGGAAAUUCAGGAAGAAAGAGAUGAAUUGGUGAAAUUACAGUCAGAAAUAGAAAAACUGCUGCAAAAUCACGAAGAUUCGCAAUCUCGUAACAUGCAACUUCUUGAGUCCGUUUCAAAACUCAAUGCAGAGAACGCUGCCCUAAAAGAAAAUAGCAACCAAAUUAGCAAGAAGUGUUUCAGACUUGUCGACGAAAUAUCAAUAAUUAAAAAUAUAGUUAGCAAAACUAGUGACGAUGCAAACACUAUGAAACAAAACAACGAAGAGUUACUAUCAGAUUUAGGAAAUAAAGUGUCGGAAUUGAUCAAAGAGUCAAAUAAUGAUCAAAUAGGAAGUUUCAAAGCAACUAUUCAGAAACUUCAACAGGAGUUAGCUGUUGCUCAGGACAAUCUGAUCGUGUUAAAACAACAGUUUGAUGCAGCUUCAAAAGAGUUAAUUGAGAGCAAAGAAGCAAAUGAGAAGUUGAGUGAACAAAUACAAUCGCUACUUUCAGAUAAGAGUUCUAUGUAUAUAAACAUCAAAAACGCUGAAGAUAAUUAUAACGACUCUCAAUCUCAGUUAUGUCAAUUUAAAAGUGAUAAAUCAGCAUUAUUGACAAAACUCACUGAGCUAGAAGUUACAAGUGCGUCUCUUCAAAGCACUAUCAAUCGUGAAAGGGAAGAUAACUCAGUAUUACAAGAAAAGUUACUUCUAAUGGAAAAGGAGAACGAUCAACUUUUGCUAAAACUAAAGGCCACUGAGGUUGACAUUGAUAUCUUGAAAACUAAAGAUUCCGAAAUAGAUGCAUUAAAGUUAGAUAAUCAAAAACUUUUAGCUAAGAGUGAAGUGGCUGAUGAAAAUUUCGCUUAUAUCAAGAAAUUAGAAGAUGAAGUCAAGCUCUUGUCUCAAGAAAAUAUCCUGUUAAAGAAUCAGUCACAAAAUAUUGCUUCAAAUCUUAAGGCUAUGGAGGUGGAAAUAAGUGAUGUAAGAAAGUCCCAUUCAGAAAUUGAAACUGAAAAAGACCAUCUGAAUUCUAUCAUAAGGAAAUUAGAAGAAACUGAAAAUGCCAAACAAUGCCGGUCAAAUGUAGACGUUCAGACGGAUGAUACUAGUUUAUCCAUAGACCUGAUUAUUGAGGAGAAUAAAUUACUAAAAGAUAAAUGUGAACAGGUUAAGCAAGAUAAAGAAAGUCUGUACGAAAAACUUAUUAGUGUUGAACAUGAUAAAGAUACCUUAGUUGCUAACAUUGCAACACAAGAAACAUAUACCUUGGAAUUGGAAAAAGAAAAAAAGAAAGUUACCGAAGUAAAUUCUGAACUAUUGUCAAAAGUAUCUACCCUCGAAGAGUUGUGCAGAGAUAAAAAUGAUAAUACGCAAACCGAGCUUGAAUUAGAAGACCUUAAAAGAGAAUGUGUCACGCUUAAAGAUGAAAAUCGACGUUUAACCUCUGAUAUCGAAGGGCUUCAAAUGCAUCUUGCAAAAAUAUCAAAAGAAAAUGGUUCUUUGAACGAUAAAUUGCGAGAGUUGAUAGCGUCAAGCGAACAUGUAGACAAAAGUGAGACCGUUACUCCGGAAAUCGUAGAAUCACAAAAUGGUAACCAAUCUGAUGCAGAAAGAAUUAAUGACUUGGUAAGAGAAAACAUGUUACUUGUUGAAGAAAACUUAGAAUUGAAAGAUCAGUUACGGUCACAAAAUUAUGGUGAAUCGUCUAACAAUAAUCCAACAGCCGUGGACAACAAAUCAGAACUGGAAGUCUUAAAAGAAAAUUACAACACCUUGCUCGCCACAAAGAUGAAGUAUGAGAAACAAUUGUCAGACUUGGAGCUCAUGAAUAGGUCAAUGAAUGGAAAUAUACAAAAUGUACAAGAGAAUAACGAAAAGCUCAGACUUUCUAACGAAAAGUUAGAGAGACGGUUGGACGAGGCACUAGUAAGCUUAAGGCAUCUGCAUUCUUUACAAGAAAAUACCGAAUUAGAAUAUUUGCGAAAUGUUCUAUACGAAUAUUUAACCGGUUCGGGUACACAUUCCAUUACACUAGCAAAGGUGUUAGCAGCUGUAGUUAAAUUUGAUGAAAUGCAAACUAAUAUAGUUCUGCAGAAAGAGAAGGAACGCCAAGGCUUGCUGCGGCAGCUUGGUUUACUAUGAUAUCUGUAAAAGUUUAAGGAUAAAUAAGAAAACAUUUUGAUGUGCUUUGAAGAUUAGUGCAAUUUAUAUAUGUAUUUAACACAACUUGUAAAUAGCAAUGUCCCCAGCGUAAUUUUUAUUUUGUUAGAUAUGAAAGUUGUACAUGUAAAUUAUAAAUAAUUAUUUUAUAAAUAUUACACGGUCCGGCGCAGAUUCGGUGUUAUUUUUAAUACAGUCAGCAUCAAAUAAAUAUAUUGUCACAAAGUGUCAAAUACUCGUAUAUACAUAUAUUUCCUUUCAUUAGUUACCAUAAACAUAAAGACGCGUUCCGGUAUAGUAUAUUUGGCGCUUUCGCAGUCAUAAUAGAUUCGAUGCUGACUGUACUGACUGAACAAUGAACAAUAGCCUUUUGUUAAUGUCCAAUUUGGGUGAAUCAAAUUUUUCUUGCCUGUUAUUGCCAUGGUACCACAAAGAAAAUGCAUGUUUGCAUAGUUUGAGUAGCAUAAAUUUGCAUACAUACAGCGUGACUCAGGAGACCGUAACCAUGGCAAUAACAGGCAAGAAAAAGUUGAUUCACCCAUUUGCACCAUGCAACUUUAGACUUGUAAAUUUAAUCACAGUUUUCUAGCACUGCUAGCACUGUCAGUAACUUAAAUUGUUACCGUAAAUGUCGUCACCAUUAAGUAUGUCUGUUAUGUAAUUUACUGUUUAAAUAUAGGUAGUUAUACUUUUGGUAACAUCGAAAAAAACAACUACGGGUGUGCUUGAAAGUGCAAUUGGUUCGGCAAUACCGUAGGUUACUUGAAUUUUAUUUGUCAUACUUAAGUUAUUCGUGGUACGGAUCCAGUUUCUUCAUUCCAUCCGUUAGUAUCUUUAUGCGCUUUUAAGACUUUUUGAGCAGUUUUUCCAGGAUCUGCGUGCAGUUUAAUCUAAUCAGUUAAAUCAGUAAUCACGGUUAACAAACAUUAUGUAAAAAUCGAAAUAAGAUGUCAUAUAUUAAAGAAAAAAUGACGAGCACCACCAGGCGAGAGUGUGGCGAGGUGGCCUAGGGGUGAUGGCGUUUGGCCCGGAUUGCUAAAAGACGCCGG